AUGGGUUCAGACGAGUCUAGUGGAGAGUUUGACUCUCCGAUGGCUUUGAACGUGGCCCGCCUGGUGGCCUGUGUGGUCCUGGGCUUGGCAUUUAUCUUGGGCGUCCCGGGCAAUCUGGCCGUGGUGUGGACAGUGUGGCGAAGGAUGAAAGCUCCCCAGCCAACCGUGCUGCUCAUCCUCAACCUGGCGGCCGCUGACCUGCUGGCGCUGGUGACGGUGCCCUUCUGGAUUCACGCGCUCAGCGGUGCCUGGAGCCUGGGACCCUCCGUGUGCCGGGUCCUGGUGUGGCUGGUGAACGGCUCCAUGUUCUCGGGCGUACUGCUCAUUACGCUGCUGAGUGCCGAACGCCUAGCGGCUCUGAGCCGCCCCUUCCACCUGCAACGCUGGUGGCAGCGGGCCGGAACACGUAGGGUGCUGGGGCUCCUGUGGGUAGCCGCCCUAGCGCUGGCAGCGCCGGCCCCGCUCACGGCGGACACCAGCAGCUGCCUGCAGCGCCACUUCUCGUCUGGCCGGCAGCUGGUGACGCUUCUCCUGCUGGAGACGGUGGCGGGCUUCGUGGGGCCCUUCACUGUUAUCGCUGUCUGUUCUGCCUUCUUCCGUAGUCGUCUGCGCACGCUGUGCCACCCCUCCAAGCGCCGCGCCGGCCGCAUCGUGGCUGCCGUGGUGGUGGCCUUCGCCGGCUUCUGGCUUCCCUACCACGCAUCAAACGGGGCGGCCGUGGCCGCCGAGCUGCUGGAAGACUCGUCGGAAGAGCUGGCCGCCUGGUUGCUCUCUGCAGCCGCCGUGGGCCACAGCAUCUCGGGGCCCCUGACCUUCUUGAGCAGCUGUAUCAACCCUCUGCUGUACGCCUUCGCUGCCCGUCGGAGCGGCGGGCUCCGGGGCUUGGCCGCCCUUUUCACCCGGAUGGUCCCGAGUUUCGACAGCGAUGGGGCCCAUGAGGCGGCCAGCCAGAGUUGUGGGGAAAGCGCUUCUGGGCAAGCCUUGGCCUUGGACCGUCGUGAUUCUGCCUCGUAA
This is a messenger RNA of Gracilinanus agilis (Agile Gracile Mouse Opossum), 1014 nucleotides long. RefSeq names its product leukotriene B4 receptor 1-like. The transcript has a single exon. Gene Ontology annotation, biological process: G protein-coupled receptor signaling pathway; immune response. Gene Ontology annotation, molecular function: G protein-coupled receptor activity. Gene Ontology annotation, cellular component: membrane. Lineage: Eukaryota; Metazoa; Chordata; Mammalia; Didelphimorphia; Didelphidae. The record is from RefSeq and is a predicted model, not a curated record. The coding region runs from base 1 to 1014 and encodes 337 amino acids.